Messenger RNA from Linum tenue, 686 nucleotides. Lineage: Eukaryota; Viridiplantae; Streptophyta; Magnoliopsida; Malpighiales; Linaceae. The record is from the annotation of a GenBank genome assembly.
CUUCAACACACCUGCUCUGCUUUCUCCUUCAUCGCCAUUUUGUAGGGUUUCUUCUUACGAGUACUCAGCUAUGGACGCCAUCCAUAGCUACCACGACGCUGUGACGAAGGCGGAUGCCGAACUCACGCUCCAGUACCACAGGGUGCUCACUCUUCUCGAAGAAAAGAAACAAGCCCGUGAGGUGCUGCAAGCCGAGACUGACGCGCGGCUUGGAGUUGGAGGUGAAGAAACCGUAAACGAAAAGUGUUUUAAGUUGGAUUAUCUUCACCGCCACGAAGAGCUCAAGAGGGCCAAGGAGUUUACCGACGCGAGGCUUCAGACGUUUGAGUUUAGCGCCCUUCAGCUGACCGAGUCUGCAAAAGCUUUGAAUACCUAUCGCAGAAGCAAGCUGCAGAUCCUUGCGGCAGCGGAGAAUCUGGAUAGCCCUGAUCCCAUUAACCCUAACCCUAGCUAACUGGAUGGCCCUGCAAUGUGGUGGAGGAAAAGAAGGAAGAAGAUGCAUUUUGGAAGUUUGAUAGCACUACUAAGUAAUGCUCUGACCUAAAAUAACUUGUUUGUUGGAUGUUAUGAUGUUGAGUAUGAAGUUAUCAAAACGUUACUCUUUGAUGGUUGAAUCUAAGGAUAUUUGUGUAUGUAUGCCUAGUUACUUGUGCUCUUCUCUUCUUCCUCCCUUCUGCUGCUUUCUC